CAAAUAUGGCGGAUAGAUCGUUAAAACUAAACUUUAAACACAUUUGUUUUGCGUUUUCUAUGUAAAAUAAGUUUUAUUUAGUUGUAGAAGUGUACCGCAAAAUUGGAUAUUGUCAAAUAAUUUGUACGCUAGUUGAGUGUACUUGCAUUUGUACAAAAGCGUUUAUGUUAAUCACAAAUUGUCCCUUAAAUUAAGACAUAUCUAAAGCGCUAGUAGCAUUUCCUGCAGUACGUGGAUAGCCUAGUGGCAUUUAUCCAAACGCCAAGGUGGAAGCAGGAACUUUGCACAAUAUAAAAGAAUUACUACAAAUGGCAGUGAUGAAGAUGAAUUCUCACUUAGUGAGGAAGACGUGCUGUACAAAAGACCUGUUGAAAUCAAACUGAACCUGUUAGCUGAUGUAAAAGUUAAAGACAAUAAACUCAAAACUAGCUCAAAAAUAUGCCUGCUGUGCGCAGUUGUUAUUGUAGUUGCCUGUGUUUUAGCAGUCGGAAUGGCUUUCUAUAAAUUCCACAGAAUUGAAUCAUUUUCAAAGACAAAUGCAACACAAAGUGUCGGGAGUCAACAGGUGACUGGGUGGAAGAAGACAUUUAAUAAACGAGUGUCUGAAGGUGCCAACAUGAUGUUUGAUGUCAAUGAAGACGGUAAACCGGACAUACUGAGUGGGGCAGGGGACAUGGUGACUUAUGAUGAGGCCCUGUUUUGUGCAACCUUGGGCACCGCAGAUUCUGAAUCGGCUGGGAAAUUUUCGCACUACCAUCAGCUGUGUGCAGACUUCAAUCUGGCCUAUCCAUGCAUGGGAGUGAUAUUUGCCGUGAGAGGUUAUGAUGGAGAGCAAUUGUGGGAAUUGCCUAGCAGGUCUGAGCCUCUGUUCUUCAACUGUGAGGAAGUGGACGUCAAUAAGGACAACAAAACAGACUGCAUUGUGUCUGGCCGCUAUGGGACCUUGAUGGCGUUUGAUCCUAGGAAAGGCAAAAUGUUAUGGAUGUCCGAACCUGAUGACUUCAUAAAGGCAAACUGGAAUGUUUACCGAGUGGUCGCCAUUGGUGACUUGGACCAUGACGGUGUAACAGAGCUGCUGGUUGCAAAUGGCGGAGACGUCUCAAAAACGCCCGAUGUUGGUGUUAUUACAAGCUGCUGUUAUUUAUCGUAUCCAGAGCAUGAUCGAGCCCCUGGCAGACUUCUCAUCAUCUCCGGAGCAGACGGCAAACCGUAUGGUAGACGAUACCUGAACAUGCCCAAUAGACGCGAGACCUACAUGAGUCCCGUGCUCUACAAGCCAUUUCACCAAUACUACAUCUUGUUUGGCAGUGGAGGGGAAACUGUAAAUGGAGAUCUUCUGGGAAUCUCACUGAGUGACUUUCUCUGCUAUACGUUCCCAAACUUUCUGUGCAAAGUGAGCAGCGGCUCACAAGACGACCCCUGGAGUAUAAAGAAGAAGGAUGAAGACAACAUAUUCAUCAUUUAUAGGGGUGAGAAGAAAGGGGCCAUGGUCACUCCAGUGAUAGUCGACGCAAACAAUGACGGUGUGCAAGAUAUCAUUGUGUCGAUGUUUGAGGGCAAAGUCGUGUUGAUCGAUGGCAAAACCACAAAUGUGUUGUGGACUACACUCUAUCCUGACAUGGAAUCAUACAGCACCCCUGCUCCUGGUUAUUUCAAUGAUGAUGACAUCUUGGACUACAUGGUCCAUUGGAACACAGGAAUAUGGAUGACAUACUCGUCUUCUAAUGUGUCAAUAAUCAAUGGCAAGGAUGGCUCCAUACUAUGGACCAUGAGUUCAGCCUACAUGCAGUUUAGCUCCUCACUUGUCGUGGCAACCAAUCAGAAACACAAGCACGCGUUUGUGUUCCGACAGCAGGGCAGGGAGUCCCUCUUUCACUGGACUCCCGAAGGUCAUAUACUGCGACCUGGUGAAACUCCGGAUGACCUCAAAGUGCAUUUUCCAGUCAAGGACACUAAUUCCGGACACAUGUUGCAGAGACGGCACAGUGACACAGAAGAUGUCAGGCCGAAUGAUUUAGAUGAGGAGGAUCUGAAGAGGCUGAACCUGACCAGAGUGGAAUACAAGCAUAUGCUAUACAAGCUGACCAAGCUAACAUGCGAAGAUGACGUGACUAGUUUCCGUGGAGAAGUCCUGUUGAUUGACAGGGACAGUUUAAACUCUGCCUACCAGAUCAUUGACAUGCCAAUAGAAAAAAUCCAUUACAAGGUGAUGACAAGAAAUGUGACCCAUCUGGAGGCCAACAACAAACCGCUUUAUGAAGAUGAAGUUAUUGGUGGAAAAAGAUCUUCAGGAUCACAGGGGGACGGCAGCAAUGCAGGCCUGUUAAAUGGCACAGUGAAACACGACAACAGCGCAAAAGAAGAGGUCAUAGUCAGAAAAUGCCUGGCGAUGACACAGUUUAAAGGUGGUGUCGAGGAGGAGAUGUGCUCAGUUGAAUCAGCAGAUGGCAUGACUACGGGCUUGGUUGGAGAUUUUGAUGGUGACGGUUUUCUUGACUACAUGGGUAUAUUUUCCCUAAUUAACAACAAGUACAAUAGUGGAUACGAGCAGGCUGGCGUUGGGAUGGCCAUACAAAUGCAGAAAGUCAGCAUUGAGUUACAGAUUUUGAACAAAACGUUAGAUAGGGUUCAACUGAAUGCAGUGACAGACAUGCAAGUCGCCAAAGGCACACAAGUAACACCCAGUACCUCAAAGCCAUUUUUACCACCAUUUGCACAGCCAUGGACUCAGUUUAUGGGCAAGUCACAUGACAGUAUUUAUCCAAAAAACCUAAGCACUAUUUUAUAAUGUUUUUGGUAUUAAUGCCUUUUUUUGUAUAUUGAUGUUUUGAUAUUGUUCAUAUCUUGUUCUAUUGAUGUGCCUUUUUAUGUGCUUUUUUGAUAAUUUGUUAAUUGCAAAAUGUUAUUUUCAGAGAAUAUUUUUGAUAUUGUACAUAAAUUUAAGUCUUUAAAAUUUAAAAAGCACAGUCUGGAUAUGUUAUAAUGUUACAUAGAUGGAUGGCACCAGAAUUGAGCUUACGGUAAUACAAUAAGUAGAAUAAUUAGAAAAUGUGUAUGAAACUACUGUUAAACUUAUUUACUUCUUUAAAUGAAAGUCUGUGUAUUGCAAAGUGAUACCAUUAAUUACUGACAACCAUGUUAAACAUUUCUUGAUCUUAAAACAUUGUUUAAUCAUAUUUCAAAGACAACUUUAUUAUUUUAAUUCAAUAAUUUACAACUGGUUCACCAUUUGGUAUAUGAAUACAUUAAUGAAUGUUUAUUUUAAAGUUUGCACCACUAUAAAUUGGACUUAAAUUUGGAUAUCUCAAAGUCAGUGUAUAUGAUUUUCAAUUUUGUUAUUACAAGGAUAAGCAGUCUGAAAUUUAACAUAACAAAUGAACAUCACUCUUGGAAAAUGAGGCCUGAAGCUCAUGCUUAAAGUAUGGUCCCAUAUCAGCCUGUGCAGACAGCACUUUCAAGACAACACUUUCCGUCUAAACUUUGGCUAAAGUUUUUGCAGAGAAACUUCCUUUAAACAAAAAGACCAGAAAAACCGGAAAGCGUAGUCCUUGAUAAGCCUGUACAGACAACACUAUGCACAUGCAUUAAGUACAGUGUUCCCAGAGCGAUACUCUAAAAGAGGUUGUAGACUUAUUAUCCCCUGCCAAAGGCGGAGGGAUAUAGAAUUGGCAUUUUCUGACUGUCAGUACGUCUGUCACAAAAAUUUGAAACAGCUAUUUCUCAGAAACUAUAUAAGAUAUCAACACGAAACAUUAUGGAUAUAUAGAUAUCAAUGCAGAGAGGCGUCAUGCACAAGAACCAAAACCCUACACUUUCUUAAAUAAGAGUUAUUGCCCUUCGUUUUUUGUGUGAUGUAACUUUUCAGGACUAAAUCUCAGAUACCAUGCAAGAUUUCAACAUGAAACUUCAAGGGUGUGUAGAUAUCAAUGAGGAGCAUUGCCUUGCACAAGAACCAUAAUCCUACAGUUUCUUAACUAAGAGUUAUGACCCUUUGUUUUUUGUAUGAUGUAACUUUUCAGGGCUCUAUCUCAGAUACACUACUAUAUUUCCACAUGAAACUUCGUGAAUGUAUAGAAAUCAAUGAGGAGAAUUGCAAUGCAUAAAAACAAUAGCCCUACUCUUGAUUUUUUUACAAUUAUACAGUAUACCAAGAGAUUUUUACCCCUUCAUGAACAUAAUUUAUUUAGCAGGGGAUAUCACUUCAACAAAUUUGCUUGUUUUACAUUUGGUACUAUGUCUUCCUUUUUUGUUGUACAAUAUUGUAUACAAAUGUUUGCUUUAUAAGAAAUGCUGCAAAAAAGUAUUUUAUUUAUAAUUUAUGAUAUGAUUCUCAAAAGCUAUUUAUAUCUACUGACUAUCUUUCUGUGAAACAUGAUCUGCUUUGUUGUACUAUUUUGUAGAAAUAAGUCAUGUUAAGGAACAUCUAACUAUGCAUUUAGUAGCCUCAAAAUGGAUUUAACUCUUUCCUUAACUUUUUUUUCAUUCCUGUAAUAUAAUGCAGUGUUACAUAUAAAAACUUAUUAAUUAAUAAGCAGUACGGCAGUUUUACAUAUCAAAACUUUGCUCAGCUAUUUUCAUUACAGCGUAACAGCACUAUAAAUUAUCAAAACUGUUAAGCUAUGUGCAGUAUGGCAGUGUUACAUAUCCCAACUUGAUCAGCUUUGUUUAAUACAGCCAUGUAACAUAUCAAAAAUUGAUCAGCUUUGUUUAAUAUGGCUGUGUAACAUAUCAUGUCUUGCUCAUCUUUUUGCAGUAUAUCAAAUAAAACGUGUUCAGCGAUACGUAAUACAGCAAUGUUUAAAAUCAAAACUCAAUCAGUUAUAUGUAUUAUUGAAUUGUUACUCAUCAAAACUUGAUCAGGUAUGUUUAACAUGGCAGCGUUACAUAUCUAAACUGUUUCAGCUAUUUUCAGUUCUACAGUGUAACAUAUCGAAAUGUGAUCAGUUAUGCGCACCACAGCCAUGUUAAAUAUUAAAAUUUAUUGAUCUCUUUGCAAGUAGGCAGCGUUAUGUAUUGAAACUUGAUAGAGCUAUUUGCAAGACAAUGAAAAUGCAUGAGCACUUUAUCAUCAUUCUUAUUUAUAAGGUGUUGUUUUUAUGCCCCCGAAUCGGAAGAUUGGGGGCAUAUUGUUUUUGGCUUGUCUGUCUGUCAUUCAUUCAUUCAUUGUGUGUGUCCCAAAACUUUAACCUUGGUUAAAGUUUUGCAAUAACUUUUGCAUUAUUGAAGAUAGCAACUUGAUAUUUGGCAUGCAUGUGUAUCUCAUGGAGCUGCACAUUUUGAGUGGUGAAAGGUCAUCCUUCAAGGUCAAAGGUCAAAUAUGUGGCUUCAAAGCGGCGCAAUAGGGGGAAUUGUGUUUCUGACAAACAUAUCUCUUGUUCUAAUAUGUUUAUUUUUACAUUUGUUUACCAUAUUUAUUUAUUUUUACAUUUCAUAUAGGAUUUUGUUCAUUCUUUUAAGCACAAAAUUGUACACAUAUAUUUUUUGUUUUAUAUUUCUUUAUUUCUGUGUGCCAUGAAAUUGAACUCCUAUGAGUUUAUUUGCUUUAUAAACAUAAUAUUAUAUUAAUAUUGAUUAUGUUUGUAAAAUUAUAUGUUUCAGUACUAUUUUAUUCAUGAUGACCAAUUCAUCUGCCAUAAUACAUUCUUUUUUGUCACUUAACAAGUCAGUGGUUAUAUAUGCUUCCUAUAUAAUUUUUUAUGGCUAAACUAUGAAUCUGAUAAUCACAUGAGCUGUGCUCUGGUACAAGUGCUUAAUCAUUCCAUUUAUACUUUUGUACAUUCCAAUAAUCCAUUUCAUACACCUCAAUGUUGUUUGCUCCUUUGCUUCUGUUCUAUGAUAUAAUUUUUUGUUUUUAAAGCUCAUGUGUUUACAAUAUAGUCAGAUCAAUAGUACAUGCCCAAAUGUCAGUGUCUACAUAACGCUCUAGGUAAACAUGCAACAUCUCCUCAGCACUGUUUCUUUUACUGGCACACAAUUGAACUUUACACACUUUUGGGGGUCAUUAUGUGACUAGUCAUUAUCCCCUGCCACAGGCGGAAAUAUGUAGAAUUUGCGUUGUCCGCCAGUCAAAAAACUUGUAUUUGGCGGGGAUAUAAAUUAAAUCAAUUUGCUUGUCAUUUUAGGUGACUGAUAGAUAAUGUAGAUAAUACUAUCAAGGUGAAAGAAUAGUUGAGCUAACUUUCUUGGGGAUAGCUUGUUGUUAUAUAAUAGUCAAGUGCAUGAUAUCGGCUCAUCAGUAAUCAAGAAUCAUUUAACAUGUGUCUUUUGUAGCCUUUAUCGGUCUUAAUGCUAAAUCAAUCAUUAAUAGAGUGUGAUUACACUUUUAUUUAUUUUUGAACCUUCAUAUAUCUUUUUUGAAGUCAACUGUUUGAAGAUUAUGUAUUAUUGUGUUGUGUGUGACAAAGUUGGCUGGAAUUGCGUUUUGUACCUGUGAAGGUUGCACGUUUGUUUUACAUUUAGUUUUUUACAUUAUGAGAAUAUGUUUUUCUUGUAAUUACAUAUCAUGCAAUAAAAUAGUUUGGAUAUUA
Messenger RNA from Dreissena polymorpha, 6527 nucleotides. RefSeq lists its product as uncharacterized. The record is from RefSeq and is a predicted model, not a curated record. Gene Ontology annotation, molecular function: protein binding. The transcript has 15 exons. NCBI's taxonomy places the organism in Eukaryota, Metazoa, Mollusca, Bivalvia, Myida, Dreissenidae. The coding region runs from base 491 to 2788 and encodes 765 amino acids.